CCCACGUGACCUAGAUACCGGAAGUCGAGGCUGAGAAGAAGAGGCUGAAAAUGGCGGCGCUCGUCAGGGAUCCGUUGGACUCUGCGCUGCGGCGGGUGACGUUGCCAACGGGAGAGCGGUCGGUCGGGGCUCUGCUCCGGGCUCGUUGUCAGGCGCAGGGUCUUCCAGAAGAUCACUUCUAUAUAAAGUACAAUGGUUGCCGUGUUAAUUCAGAAGAUGAAUUACAAGAUGGUGGUGUUUACAGCCUGGAACCAAGACUGUGUGGCGGAAAGGGAGGAUUUGGGUCUAUGCUCCGUGCACUUGGUGCUCAAAUUGAGAAAACGACAAACCGAGAAGCUUGCAGAGAUCUUAGUGGGAGGAGACUUCGGGAUGUAAACCAUGAAAAAGCAAUGGCUGAGUGGGUGAAGCAGCAAGCAGAACGUGAAGCAGACAAGGAACAAAGGCGUUUAGAAAGGCUGAAGCGCAAACUUACUGAGCCAAAGCACUUUUUCACUAAUCCCGACUACCAGCAGCAAUGUCAUGAGAUGGCAGAGAGGCUAGAGGACUCUGUCCUCAAAGGCAUGCAGGCUUCGUCUAGCACAAUGGUAUCACCAGAAAGCACUGAGAGUCGAAAACGGUCAAAUGAGUCUGAAAAGGGAGUACCAUCAGAAAAGAAAAGAUGCUUUUGGUUGGGUGUGGAAGGACUGGAAGAGUCGGAUGGUUCACAAAGCAGUGAUGACAGCGAAGACGAUCAGUCUCCUACCACAUCAGGAAGUUGUACGGCAUCAACUGGCAACCAUCUCCAAAUGAGUGAUGUGACAGAACAAUGUCCCAGCAGUUCAGAGGAUUCUGUAAGCUGUAGUUCAGUCUCUGACACAGCUGAAAAACUGCAGUCACACAUGGGAGAUGCUAAAACAGAUCAGGCAGAGGACCAACCUCCUAGGGAAAGUGCCGCUGAUGAAAACCAUGAAGCAGCCAAGACCCUAAAGGAGGAAAAAGAAACAAAUGUAUCAAGUGUGAGCAAGUUACAGUGCACUGAGACAUCAAUGAUAGAUCUACUGGCUUUCAAUUCUGUUGCUGAACUGGAAACUCUGGGACUAGACAAGCUGAAGCUUGAACUGAUGGCUUUGGGACUGAAAUGUGGGGGCACUUUACAGGAAAGAGCAGCACGACUGUUCUCUGUGAGAGGUCUGUCUAGAGAUCAGAUUGAUCCUGCUUUGUUUGCUAAGCCUUUGAAACAGAAGAAGAAGUAGAGGCUAAUGCUGGAAUUCCUUCUUACAUCUAGAGUUUUCUUCAAGAUUUUUCACAUUGAGCUAUUUUGUGUAAUGUGUAAUAUCUUUUUUUAAAAGUGAAGAUGCAUUCAUGUAAAUACAAUUCUUAUAAGAAUAACUUACAAUUGUAUAGUGCAUGUGUUUCAAGUGAUAGUUAGGAUUACCUGUCAGCAGACUUGCCCUGUCUUUUGAUUUUUGUUGAUAUUCCACUAGAAGAAUGUAAUGGGUUGCUACUGAUUUGCCUUUGGGUUCAUUUUAGCCUGCUUACUUAGAGAAUAAGGGGCAAACUUUAAAUCCUAUAACACAGUGGAAUAACAUGAGGGACUACUGUAGAGUUAAAUACUGUACAUGCUAUGUCCUAACUUACUAAUUAAUAAAACCCAAAGUCAUGGGACCUCCUCAAACCCAA
Molecule: messenger RNA, 1659 nt
Organism: Sceloporus undulatus (fence lizard)
Lineage: Eukaryota; Metazoa; Chordata; Lepidosauria; Squamata; Phrynosomatidae
Gene: SDE2
Product: SDE2 telomere maintenance homolog
Exons: 7
Coding region: 51-1232 (393 amino acids)
Cellular component (GO): nucleus
Source: RefSeq, a predicted model, not a curated record